AUGAAUGCAAGAGAACCGGAGCAAUUUGUGCAAAAUAAUCAUAACUCACUUCAUUUAACUGUCCUGAACGUGCGAUGGUUGGUUCAGAGGAAGGAGCAGCUACAGGUGUCACUGGCCUGGCCCGCCAGGACCGCCCGCCCCGCCCAGCCCACCAGGACCGCCAGGAACGCCCGGCCCGCCAGGCAUGCCAUUGCCGCCCUUACCGCCGGAGCCAUCGCCGCCGCGGCCACCGACCCCGCCAGGCGCGCUGAAGCCUCCCUCCCCUCCGCGCCCGCCUUCCCCGCCGAUGACGCCGUCUCCACCCUUACCACCAGCGCCGCCGCGCGCCUUGUAGCCUCCUUUCCUGCCUUUGCCGCCCGCGCCGCCCCGGGGGGUACGGCGGACGCCGAGAAGGCCACGGAAGCAGCUGAAGUCGCGACUGCCAUAGCCAGCGUUACCUCCGUCACCCCCGCGUCCACCGUUCCCACCACGACCGCCAUCGCCGCCACGACCACCGUCCCCACCAAACCGCCAUCGCCGCCGGGGCCACCGUCCGGAGCACGACGGCCGUUGCCGCGGCGACCACCGUCCCCACCACGACCGCCAUCGCCGCCGCGACCCCCAUUGCCGCCGCGACCACCGUCCCCACCGCGUCCACCAUGCCCACCAAUGCCGCCGUCUCCGCCUUUACCGCCCGCGCCGCCAUGCCCGAAGCAGCCGCCGUCCCCACCUUUCCCACCGGUGCCGCCGUUGCCGCCAUACCCGCCGUCACCCCCGGCGCCGCCUUCCCCGCCGUCGCACCCAUAGCCUCCAUGGCCGCCCGGUUGGCCGGGCUGCCCGUGGACGAUGUUGUUGGCCGCCAUGCUGAAGUUCGAUGAAGUGAGGUCGAGGCGAAGAGGUGGGCGUCGCGGUCUGGUUGGGGCAGCGCUGAUCGUCGAGGCCGGGGGCGGACUGGCGGCGGCGGCGACUCCGGCCGGCUCAAGCUUCGUGUGCCGAUCGAGAUGAAACGGAGACUACCAUAUAUAUAAAUGGUAA
Triticum aestivum (bread wheat) is the source of this 1014-nucleotide messenger RNA. Its product is annotated as vegetative cell wall protein gp1-like. The record is from RefSeq and is a predicted model, not a curated record. Bases 1 to 786 code for a protein of 261 amino acids. The transcript is spliced from 2 exons. NCBI's taxonomy places the organism in Eukaryota, Viridiplantae, Streptophyta, Magnoliopsida, Poales, Poaceae.